This is a messenger RNA of Melanaphis sacchari, 961 nucleotides long. RefSeq lists its product as uncharacterized. Bases 359 to 811 code for a protein of 150 amino acids. The transcript has 3 exons. Lineage: Eukaryota; Metazoa; Arthropoda; Insecta; Hemiptera; Aphididae. The record is from RefSeq and is a predicted model, not a curated record.
ACGCUGCGGCGGCAGUGUGUUGAUUAACAGUGUCUGUUUAACUGACCAUACCAGGUAUAACUAUAACAAUAUUAUUAAACGUGCAGCGACGGUCUUCAUCAUUUUUAUAAUAUAUUAUUAUUAUAACAACAGAAAAAGUGUACUUAUACCUAAGAAAUUAUUUGUUUGACUCAGUGAAUUUAUAAAGUUUCAAUUUUUUUUUCCAUUUGAAAAUUUUUUGUUUUGUUUCUGUUACGUUUUCAGUUAAAAAACGAUUCGUAUUCUAUCAAAUGUCGGUUUAUUAUUGUAAAAAUAACUGUUGUUAAACUAAAUUUGUGAACUUGUUUAUUGCUGUAAGUUAAAUUACCUGCCAUUUACGAUGGCAAACAAUCGAAAAUUGGUAAAAUUGUUAUUGGUGGUCAAUAUCGUGAACAUUUGUAUCGAUUUUACAUCGACGAGGUCUCCGGGUCUUCAUCAAAAUAAAAAAUUGCCGAAUAAAGCAGAGGAAUCCCAAUCAGUUGAAGCUGAAGUAGCACCUGAAGUAUCGGAUGUAGGAGACAGUAACGAUGAUCCGAAUGACGUACCGCCAGAAAACGGUAGAUUAAACAUGAAACGACGACCCAACGGUUGUCCGUUUUGCGAUUCUAGUGUAUACAGUUACUGCUCCGACAAAUUAUUGCAUGACGCCUGUUGUUGCUUGGAUCCACACGAUACAGAUUUACCAAAUGAAUGCCAAUUCGCGGAUUGUAGUUUUCUUCACUCAAAUACUUGCCGAGAACAUCGUCUGAUCACUGCUUGUUGUUGUAAUCAGUUCCUAGCGCAUAAAAAGUAAACUUAUCAUAACUAUACAUUGUUACAGUUAUACAUUUUGUUAAACCAAAUCAAUCAACAAACAAAUCAACUUUUUACAAAUAAAAUUUUUAAAUGUUUGACAAAUGGAUUGAUGUUAAGUAUCAAUAGUCUUUAUAUUUUAAAUCUUCAA